CUGGAACUCUGCAGUUUGACGUUUCCGAAAGCCUCUAGCUCACGAAUCCACUCCACUGAAGAUGCUGCGCUACGCCAUUGUGCUGCUUGUGGCCCUUGUGGCAUCCGCUAGUCUCACUGAGGCACUACAAACCAGAGCCUGCGCCGCAGGAGUUCACCCAUCGCGCGUCGAGAUUACUGGAUGCACUCAGAUGCCCUGUGAACUGAUCCGCGGUAGCGAUGUCUCGAUGGAGCUUGACUUCGUAGCACCACGCGCUUCAACGACCCUGCGCUACGGUGUGAUUGCGACCGCUCUUGGUAUCACCGCUCCCUACGAGCUGCCGCCAGACCGUGCUAACGCUUGCAACUGGCUGUCGGGAUCAGCGUGUCCCAUCAGCGCGAACGAGGACCUCACUGCCACGCUCAGCAUGCCGGUACUGCCGAUCUAUCCACUUGUCAGUCUUCAGAUUCAGCAUUGCAACUGCAGCAGACAGCAGGCUCUCAGUAUCAACGACGUACCGUUCUCACAACCGCCAGUCAAGAUGAUCCGUGCCCUGCUACUGAUUGCCCUCGUACCGGCCCUGGCGUACGCCAACGUUACCCGUCCCUGCACGGAAAAUCGUCCAGUGCCGACGAACGUCGUGAUCGAAGGAUGCACCGCUCCACCCUGUGAUCUGAUCCGUGGUCAGAAUGUCAUCGCCUACAUCGAUUUCACGACCGAUCGUGCUGUCGCUGAAAUGACCACCGUUCCGACGGCGACGGCUCUCGGUGUGACCGCUCCCUACCCACUGCCGGGCAACUUUGCCGACACCUGCCAAUGGUUGGAGGGUACGAGCUGCCCGCUGAGCCCGAACGAGGAUGUCACCUACCGUCUGACGAUCCCGGUGCUAUCGAUCUACCCACUGGUCAGCCUUAGCAUCGAAAUCGAUAUCAUCGAUGAGAAUGGCGCUAGCGUUACCUGCUUCGUGGUCGAUGCACAGGUUGUCCCUGCUGCACGCGACUCAAAGAACUAA
This is a messenger RNA of Anopheles aquasalis, 991 nucleotides long. RefSeq lists its product as uncharacterized. NCBI's taxonomy places the organism in Eukaryota, Metazoa, Arthropoda, Insecta, Diptera, Culicidae. The record is from RefSeq and is a predicted model, not a curated record. Gene Ontology annotation, molecular function: sterol binding. Gene Ontology annotation, biological process: intracellular cholesterol transport.